Molecule: messenger RNA, 632 nt
Organism: Notothenia coriiceps (black rockcod)
Lineage: Eukaryota; Metazoa; Chordata; Actinopteri; Perciformes; Nototheniidae
Product: voltage-dependent T-type calcium channel subunit alpha-1H-like
Exons: 5
Coding region: 15-617 (200 amino acids)
Biological process (GO): calcium ion import across plasma membrane
Cellular component (GO): voltage-gated calcium channel complex; membrane
Molecular function (GO): high voltage-gated calcium channel activity
Source: RefSeq, a predicted model, not a curated record
UCGAGCACUUCUCCAUGCUGGUGAUUCUGCUCAACUGUGUGACUCUGGGGAUGUUCCAGCCCUGUGAAGACGUCGCCUGCCAAUCUGAGUGGUGCGGCAUCCUGCAGGUGUUGGACGACUGUAUUUUUGCUUUCUUCGCUGUGGAAAUGGUCAUCAAGAUGGUGGCCCUGGGAAUAUUUGGACCCAAUUGUUACCUUGGCGACAAGUGGAACCAGCUUGACUUUGUCAUCGUCAUGGCGGGGGUCAUGGAGUAUUCUCUGGACGGCCAUAACGCCAGUCUGUCAGCCAUCCGUACUGUCCGAGUGCUCAGGCCACUGCGGGCCAUCAACAGAGUACCAAUUAUAGUAAUAGCUAAUCUGAAGCUCGGGCUGGACCGUGCCGUCCUGCAGAGCAUGACUGGGAACAAAGAAGGCAACAACAACGGGCCGGUCCAGCAGUUCUCCAAGAAGGAGAUCGAGGACCUGCUGAGGAAAGGAGCCUACGCCGCCAUCAUGGACGAGAACGAUGAAGGCAAUUGCUUCUGCGAGGAGGACAUCGACCAGAUCUUGCAGCGAAGAGCCACCUUUUUGGAUAGCCGAAGAAACUACACUAACCAUAAUCCUCAGCUAUCGUUGUGAACACAACGCCAGUCC